Molecule: messenger RNA, 1101 nt
Organism: Funneliformis mosseae
Lineage: Eukaryota; Fungi; Glomeromycota; Glomeromycetes; Glomerales; Glomeraceae
Source: the annotation of a GenBank genome assembly
AUGACCAGAUCUUUUUAUCAGUUGAUGUGUCUUAAAUACAAGGAUGAAUCCUUAAAAUAUAGAUUACUAAGAUUUAUUUUGAAUCAUUCAUCUAUAGAAUAUCUCAACACUUCGUUCCUUAAAGCCAAAUUAGUAAUUACGCAUCCUAGUUUUAAAGUUUGUUUUCUAAACCUUAAAGAAUUCGAAACUACUAAUGAUUAUAGUCCUAAUUUCUUUAAAGAAUUAUCCAAAGUCUGCGUUAACAUUCAAGUAUUUAGAUUACAUUGCAACAGUGCCAAUAAGGAUAACAGUAAAUUAGCAAAGCUAAUUGAAGUACAAAAUAGAGUCAAAAAGGUGUAUACAUAUAAGUAUUUAUCCAAAUCAGGUGAAUUGGAAAAAUUAAUAUUGAAGGAUGCAAUAUCAAGUCAUGAUAUAUCGAUAGUUGAAUAUCAUAGUAAUGGAUUUACUGAAAUGGAUUUAUCAAUAUUGAGAUUUCAAAAUUUGGUAUCAUUACAUUUAGAAAAUUAUAAAGUGAAUGAAAUUGAUGUACCUGAAUUUAUCAAGUCAACUUCAUUCCCAAACCUUCAAGAGUUUACGAUUAUUGAUUUUCAAGAUUUUCAUAGGAAUUUGUUCUUAAAUAUUUCAAAUUUUAUUGAAAUAAAUGGAAGUGGGCUUAAAUAUUUAGAGAUUGGUGGAUAUUCAAAAGAUAUUAAGAAUCUGAAGACUCUUCUUUUAUCAAUUGGACGAAAUUGUGAAAAAUUAGAGAGUUUAACAACUUUUUAUGACUACAAUCUAAAACAUGAAAUCGGUGGAAUAUUUGAGAACUGCAUUUAUUUGAGAGAAAUCUAUUUAAGAUUAAUUGACGGAAAAACUAUAAAUGCAGAUGAUAUAUUUGAAUUUAUGAAAAAUGCAAGAAAUUUAAAAAGCAUUCAAUUUGGAAGUUUUAUUAGUAUUUCUGAUGAUUCAUUAUCUGUUUUGAAUGAAACAUGGUUAGGACUCAAACCUCUUUUACUAAUUUAUAGUAAUUAUAACCACCAUCGUUUAGGAGAUUCGCCGAUUCAUAUCUUGAAAAAUUAUGAAAAAUUGGGAUUAUUAAAAUAUGAAAUUACAGGCGAGACACCU